Molecule: messenger RNA, 1294 nt
Organism: Saprolegnia diclina VS20
Lineage: Eukaryota; Oomycota; Saprolegniomycetes; Saprolegniales; Saprolegniaceae
Exons: 1
Coding region: 4-1227 (407 amino acids)
Source: RefSeq, a predicted model, not a curated record
CCGAUGCGGUCGCCACUCGCCUUUGUCUGUUGUUUGCUCGCGUCGGUGUUUGCCGCUGAGACGCUCGACGCUGCGUCGCUCGCGAUCGCUGCCGACUUGCAAAACAUGAUGGCGCAGGGCCUUACGCGCAACAACACGGCCGCCGCCAUUCGGCACAUUCAGGCGGCCCCCGCGCUCUCCGACGCCGCCAUUGCGCGGGUGUGGGAGACGGCGCACAACGGUGGCCUGCCCGUGCUCUCGGACCUCUUGGUCAACGGCAGCAUUGCGCUCGACCUCCAGAGCAUCGCGGCCAACGGCCUCACGCCGGCCAACGGUGCCAGCCUCGUCAACAAUGUCCAGUUGGCGAUCGACCUCGGAACGCUCAUCGUCAAGGACGGCGCCGCGCUCAUCAACGCGAUCCGCGAUAUCAUCAAGAACCCGAACCUGAGCAACGGCGCGACGAUCGUCAGUGCGAUCCAAAGUCUUAUUUUGAAUGUCGCGGGGCUUCUAGACCCCAACCCGAAAGUGUGCCGCCGCCAAGGUGUCGGCCGUGGCGCCGGGUCGCCCGUUGUGAGCCAGUGUCUGCCCGGCGAGGAGGCAUACGGUGCGCUCUGCUACCCCAAGUGCAAGGACGGGUACGAGGCAGUGGGCUGCUGCAUCUGCCGCAAGAAGGGCUGCGGCGGCGUCGACGGCGCCAAUGACAUCGGUGUCUCGUGCACCAAGCCCAAGGCAUACGGCCGUGGCGCCGGCUACGCGCUCUGGGACGAAGACAAGUGCAAGCGUGAGAGCAGCCAAGGCUGCGAGAAGAACGGGGCUCUGUGGUACCCGAAAUGCAAGGCCGGGUUCCACAACGUUGGCUGCUGCAUCUGCUCGCCCGACUGCCCCGAGAGCUUUCUGGACGACGGCGCGUACUGCCGCAAAGACAGCUACGGUCGCGGCGUCGGUGUCUCGCGCCUCGGGUGCCCGAGUAACCUCGAAAAGAGCGGCCUCUUCUGCUACCCGCCGUGCGCUGCCAACCAAGUCGGCGUCGGUCCCGUGUGCUGGCCCAACUGCGUGUCGCCCACCGGUGCCGACUGUGGUCUCUUCUGCGCAUCGACCGUCGCGACGUGUGUGAGCACGACGGUUGACAUCCUCGGGUCCUCGGCCAAGAUCACGCUCGCGCUCGUCUCGCAAGACUACAUCGGCGCCAUCGGCUCGAUCAUCCAAGUCGGCGGCAAGUACUUGUCACUCGACACGUGCCCCAAGUGAGUGUUUAGCAGCGAGCACUCAACUCGUACUAAAAUGACGUGGACGAAAGGGUGCUGAAUGUGUGCAA